AGCUUUGCAGUUUUGCAGAGGUUCAGCUCUGCAUCUAUCGCUGAAGCAAGGGGUGAAAGGGUGGAGGGGGGAGGCGAAAAGGGGAAGGACUGCACUCCCUCUGAGCAUGCCCAGCCUCGGUUGCUUGACAUAUCACCUUGCGCUCCAACUGGCCAGUUCCUCCACGCCUUGACCCACGCUUAUUGUGCCAGACAGGGCGCACUCGGCAGUGCAGCCCCACAGGUGGCAUCGGCUCGGUGAAACGGUUCCCGCCAGGCUAGGCAGUGGAGCGCCGCACAGCGCGCCUUCCCGCCUCCCAGCCACCGCCCAAGCAGUUCCGAUCCAGCGCCAGCAGGCCUGCUCGGUCGAUCUUCGAGCCGAAGAUGCGGCGGGGUUGGAAGAUGGCUCUGUCUGGGGGGAUGCGGUGCUGCCGCCGGGUACUAUCCUGGGUGCCAGUGCUUGUUAUUGUCCUCGUCGUGCUCUGGUCCUACUAUGCCUACGUCUUUGAACUCUGCCUGGUUAUCUACCUCAUACUCUACCAUGCCAUCUUUGUGUUCUUUGCCUGGACAUACUGGAAGUCUAUCUUCACACUCCCACAGCAGCCAAACCAGAAGUUCCACUUGUCCUAUACAGACAAGGAGCGCUAUGAAAAUGAAGAGAGACCUGAGGUCCAGAAACAGAUGCUUGUUGAUAUGGCCAAGAAGCUACCAGUUUACACAAGAACCGGGAGUGGAGCUGUACGAUUCUGUGACCGGUGCCAUCUGAUCAAGCCAGAUCGUUGCCACCACUGCUCUGUCUGUGCCAUGUGUGUAUUAAAAAUGGAUCAUCACUGCCCUUGGGUUAAUAACUGCAUUGGAUUUUCCAACUACAAAUUCUUUCUUCAGUUCUUAGCUUAUUCUGUUCUAUACUGCCUGUACAUUGCUACAACAGUCUUCAGCUAUUUCAUCAAAUACUGGAGAGGGGAAUUGCCCAAUGUUCGCUCUAAGUUCCAUGUCCUUUUUCUUCUUUUUGUGGCCUGCAUGUUUUUUGUCAGCCUUGUGAUUCUCUUUGGUUACCAUUGUUGGCUUGUCGGCAGAAACAAAACCACCUUAGAGGCCUUCUGCACUCCAGUGUUUACAAGUGGCCCAGAGAAAAAUGGGUUCAACCUUGGCUUCAUCAAGAAUAUCCAGCAGGUGUUUGGAGAUAACAAGAAGUUAUGGUUAAUACCUAUUGGGUCCAGCCCUGGUGAUGGACACUCCUUUCCUAUGAGGUCUAUGAAUGAGUCGCAGAACCCACUGCUAGCAAAUGAAGAACCCUGGGAAGACAAUGAGGAUGACAACCGAGGUUACCCAGAAGGCUCAUCAUCUCUUGCUGUGGAAACGGAAACAUAGCAGUUUUCACAUUUCCUGCAUCUCUAAGACAGGACUCACCAUCUCCCAUGAGGUUUACCGAGUUCAAUAUUGAGAACCAUUCUAAUCUUCAAAAUAAGUCACCAUGUUGGAUUGAAAACUUCACAAUUUGAAAGCAUUCCAUCAAAUACUUGCUGGGCAAAUAUUUCAAAACUUUAUAUUAUUUAAAUUACUGACUGAACUCCAAUUUGGAAUUUGGUAACUGAUAAUUCAAGCUAGUUUUCCUCUCUUUCUUCAUUUCCCCUCCCCAAAUCCAUGAAAGACUAAAUGUUAAAUACAUACUUUUUUAUUCUUCUUAUCAGGAAAAGGGGAAUUCAGAAGACUUGCUUGGAGUAUUUAAUUCCCCUAGAAAGACUACUAGUUAUAUCUAUAGGAUCUUUUUUAUGUUGAGGGGAAUCAGACUACGUUUGCUGCCUGUGUGCAUAUGCAUUUUAUAAACAUGUACACGUGCAGCAUAUCUAUACAAUAUUCUGUUAUAGUGUUGUGAAAAUCAUGUUUUAAAAUCUGAGGUUUUUAUUUAAUCUUGUUUUUCUCGAAAUAGCAAUUUAAAUAUUUGCUGAGCUUUGAACUAUCCCUAUAUCAGGUAUCUAAAAUUUCAGAGGGUAACUUAGUACACUGUGACCAAGGUUUUCAAACUGGGAAUUGAGCAACAAUGUAAAACCUGUUCUCUGUCACAGAGGUUCCUGAAAGCACUACAGAUAGUCAAGAAGAUCAGAUCAGGACUUCUACUCUAUUAAACAUAACAAUUCAUGUUUUAAAGACUUUUAAUGCCAGGCUGUGGUACAAUUCUCCAAUCACUUUUAUUCAGUUAUCUGCUACCUAACUUUAUUUUAGCCCUUGUAAAUUACUUUCAUGAAGAAAGAAAAUCUGUAAGCCCAAGUUAUGGACUGUAGGUUUUGUUAAGGGUGUUUAGGGUGAUUUUCAGGUUUAAUUGCAAUACUGUUCAUAAGGGCAGAGUUUCACAGCUGACAUUAGCCUAAGGAUUAGCACUUAAGAUCUGUAUUUUCACAGUAGGGGUUAAUGUACAGAUAGUGAUAACUGAAUAGUAAUAUGCCAAUCCUUCCUUUUUUUUUAAGCUUCAGUGGUAACUCAGCCAUAAAGAUAACAUAUCCGUUUUCCCAUUUAUUUAUAAUCAGCCUUUCUUUCAGUCCUAGUGCCUGAAUCAAUGAGUAUGAAUACUAAUACGCCUUCUUUAUAAUAAUACCUACAAGUAUUCAUGUUUUUCAUUUUUCAACCAGUGCUCUAGCACCCAGCUACAGACAAUAAAAGCCCAAACUCUUACAAAAAUCAGUAGGAGCUAGGACCAUCUUACAGUUAUCAAGGAAUUUAGCUUCUAGAGGGAUGCUUAGGUUUACUAACUUAUCCCCCCUGAAAUUGUUUUAAGUAAAAAAGAAUUGCCUGCCACAAACAACUCAGGAUCGGAGAUAAGAAUGUGACUAAUUCAGCUGCUUAAAGCAACAAAAAAACCUGUUUAUUUGGAUCCUCUAGUAAUUUUGAUCAAGGUAUGAUUUUUAGUAUAAAUUAAAUGGAUUAUGGUCAGCAUUUCAUUUAGAGAAUACUAGACAUGACUAAAUUUAUUAGGACCAGGGUGGUUUCACAAACUCAGAAGCUAAAAAGCAACCUAGGAGACUAUGCACACUGAGUUUCACAAUAAAAUCUUAUAUGUUCCAAUGGAAAAAGUUUCCCCUUCCACCCUUUCUUCAAAAUACUCUCAUUUAGGUUUUUCUUGAAAGCUUAUUUGGCUAUCCACAUGGUCGUGUGAUGGACAAGUUUUACCUUCUAUUCAUAUAGAAUUGCAACUUUCUCUAAAUGUAGGGCCAUUAAGUAACUUACUGCACAGCCAGUAGGCUUCAUAGCAAUCUUCCUGUUUCCCAUCUAUCAUCUUCUGCCAAGUGUUUAGGCAGAGCAGCUGCUAACUAUGAUUCAAAGUCAGGAAGAUAUCAAAAAUUUCUUUGACACUUAGAGUGUAUCAGCACUCAGCUCCCACAGAAAUCAGAUCACAAAAGAUAGUACUAGUAAACUACAGGGAAGAACAGGAAGGGUAAAGCUCAGGAGAGCUAUAAUGCAAAACUGAUUGUUCAUUGUCUUACAGACUUACACUGUCUUCAAAAAGCAAAAUAA
This is a messenger RNA of Carlito syrichta (Philippine tarsier), 3488 nucleotides long. RefSeq names its product zinc finger DHHC-type containing 15 (gene ZDHHC15). NCBI's taxonomy places the organism in Eukaryota, Metazoa, Chordata, Mammalia, Primates, Tarsiidae. Gene Ontology annotation, molecular function: protein-cysteine S-palmitoyltransferase activity. The record is from RefSeq and is a predicted model, not a curated record. The coding region runs from base 363 to 1349 and encodes 328 amino acids. The transcript has 11 exons. Gene Ontology annotation, biological process: peptidyl-L-cysteine S-palmitoylation; synaptic vesicle maturation; protein targeting to membrane. Gene Ontology annotation, cellular component: Golgi apparatus; endoplasmic reticulum.